AUGGACCAGAAUAGUUCUACCUUUCAAUAUGAAUCUAAAAAUACUUCUAAUAAUAUAUUAAAAAAUAAUUCAGAUUCUAUUUCUAAUAUGUUUUUUGAACUUUCAAACCUUGAAUCUUAUAAUUUUGAACAUGCUAAUUUAUCAUGUGUUUCUGAAUCUUUGUAUAAUUCUGAGUACCAUAAUUUAGAUAGUCCUAAAAAUCUUGUGUUGCUAUCAGACAGCUUUAAUUAUUCUGAUUCUUCGAAUAUCAAUUCUUUACAAAGUAACAAAAAACACAAAUUAGUUUUUGCCAUAUUAUCUAACAAAAAAGCCAAACCCAAAAAAAGUUGGGUAUGGCAUUACAUGAGAAAAGAUAAAUCUGUAAGAAUAUGUGAGAUCUCAGUUAAUCGAAAUGGAAAAAUAGAACUAUGUGGAGAACUUUUUUCACUUCUUAUCAGUACAAGCACACUAGGAGCUCAUCUUCACACAAUAUAUCAUCUAUUAGAAAAGGAAAAAAUUAGAAUUCUUAUUGUUAAAGAACUUAUUAAUCUAUUAGAACCCUUUGCUCGUGCAAUAUCCUUAAUGAGUGGUGAUACUUAUUCUACACUUUCUCUUAUACUUUCAACAAUUGUAACCCUUCAAGAGCAUUUGUUUAAAGCAGAACAAACACUCACAAGUUAUCCUAGAUUUAAAAAUUUUGAAUUUGUGCCAGAAAAAUUUAAAGAAACUAAAAAAUAUCUUAAACAAAAAAUAAGAACAUUAGAUAAGAAUAAGAGUUUGGAAAAACAGCAGCUUGUAAAGCCAUUUUCAAAUUUAGCAUCUUUUUUUAAAAGCACCACAACUAGCCAGCAAUUCUCUGCAGCUGAUAUAGAAUUAAAAACAUAUUUUGAUAUUCCUUAA
Messenger RNA from Dentiscutata erythropus, 879 nucleotides. The record is from the annotation of a GenBank genome assembly. NCBI's taxonomy places the organism in Eukaryota, Fungi, Glomeromycota, Glomeromycetes, Diversisporales, Gigasporaceae.